UUGCAAGUUGCGUUCCAUUCCAUAGCGAGAACAGUCGCGCACCUUUCGCCGCACGUGCCUCGCAGAAAAAAAACACGAUCGAAAUUUAAAAAUUCAAAUUGUGCCAAAGUUCGAAAAGAGGUUGUGUUGUGUGAAAACAAAAUGGUUCGCAAAAUUAGUGGGCUCCUGUGUUGUCUCUGCGUUUUCGGCAUCUCAUUGAGUGAUAGCGCCAUAUCAGCUGAUAGCGAACAAAGAUGCAAGAACCCGCCCACAGCCCCACAGAAGAUAGAAAGAGUCAUCACACUAUGUCAAGAUGAAAUCAAAGUUUCCAUUUUGCGAGAGGCCCUGGACGUGAUCAAGGAGGAGCACACGAUGCCUGCUCAGCGUAGCAGGAACAAGAGAGACGUUCCAUUCACGCACGACGAGAAACGGAUCGCUGGGUGCCUCCUACAAUGCGUUUACCGAAAAGUGAAAGCGGUGGACGGCUACGGCUUCCCGACCCUCGAGGGGCUGGUGGGGCUCUACUCUGACGGCGUGAACGAGAGAGGUUACUUCAUGGCCGUGUUGGAGGCCUCGCGGGAGUGCCUCAUGAAGUACCACGACAAGUUCUCACGAACCGUGCCUAUGGACAACGGGCGCAACUGUGACGUGUCAUUCGACAUCUUCGAGUGCAUCUCGGACCGCAUCGGCGAGUACUGCGGCAAUGCCGGGCUUUGAUCGACUACCCGCAUACACACGACUACCCGCACGAUGCGUUGUCAUGGCGACAAAAUAAUGGCAAAUAUACAACAUCCCGGUUGAGAUAACCUCUCCCUCGAACUCACCCGCACAACUUCGCGCGUUCGCCUCGUUACGUACCAGUGUCGAAGUGACGUCACGGAUGCCAGGUGCGCAGUUAACUUGCCCAGGUUGUACUAGACUUUAAAGCACCGGUAUUUAUUAUAAAUGAAGGAAUUUGUAAAUAACUAGGGUUUGACAAAAGUAAAGCUCACUUCUUCGUUAAUGAAGUUGGCAUUGAAUACACUUUUCAAACUUAAAGUCAGAAAAGUUUCAGAAUAAGAGGAUUAAUUUUUAACCGACUUCAAAAAGGAGAAGGUUCUCACGUUUGUAAUUGUCUUUUUUAAAUUUGAAUUUUUUUUUAAGUAUUUUUUGUGAUGAUGUUUGAUCAUUUCUUUGAAAAUUGCUUUAAUAAUGUUAUCCUUUACAACGCAUCGUGUAUGUAUUAUCAACUGAUUCAUCAUAAUUAGGGAAGAAUCACUUUCACGAGUAUAUCAAUCAUCAAUUUCGAGUGAAUGAAAUUUCGUCACCUAAGUCUGUUAUUUCUAUUUUUCAAACUGAAGGUAGAGUCGUCUAUCAGUGUGAACAUAAAAUGAGUGGAUCCAGUGAUAAAAGUCAUGGAUACCCAAUGAUUGUCAUUUUAACGCCCGUAUUCACCAUUACUAUGAGGUCUCACAGUGCACGUGGACGCACAGGGUGACACGCGAACCAAUCACAGAGCUCUAUUCAACGCUGUGCGUUCGAUUUGCUGCUUCACUUAAGCAAGCAUCGUUUGUGACUACAGGCGUAAGUAAAGUACUAACUAUAAAUGAUACUUAUAAUUAUCUUUCUAUCCAGCUAGCGAGGGAUACCUACUUAAUUUUACUAGGUGACAUCAAAUGCACUAGUAUACACGACUUAUUAUACCACUGCAGUAAAGGUGUGAUUUUCAUAAGUUUAAAAAAUUAAACUCUUUUAAAGUACCUAAGUUUUUUGCUCGAUUUAUUUCUUAUUAAGGCUACCUUCAUUUUAAAAAGCCCAGUUACCAUACAAUAGCUCUCUGUUCGUAUAUCUCUCUAUCCAAACGAGCAGAGAAAACACCUACUAAUAUAAGCGACCUAAUUGUAAGUUGUAUGUAUAUAGAAGGAUAUUAAUUUACUAAAUUGUGAUGCUCAAUAACGUUUAGUUUAUGUAUUUUAAGACCUUUUUUCAAAGUAAAGUUUUCAUGGAUUUUAGAGUCACUUUCACUAGAGCUAGAGCUCUAGGCUUUGACUCUAGCCUCUAUCUAAAUUCGUAGCAGAUUGAAUCUUGGAAUCGCUUCUAUAAAGAUGUUUUUUAUUCUUUAAAUAUUUGGUAAAAGGUGAAAAUAUUU
This is a messenger RNA of Ostrinia furnacalis (Asian corn borer), 2107 nucleotides long. RefSeq names its product Odorant-binding protein 73a (gene Obp73a). Gene Ontology annotation, molecular function: odorant binding. The transcript has 6 exons. The record is from RefSeq and is a predicted model, not a curated record. Lineage: Eukaryota; Metazoa; Arthropoda; Insecta; Lepidoptera; Crambidae. Bases 142 to 696 code for a protein of 184 amino acids.